AUGGAUUCAAUUGAGUACUGGACGCAAGACAUGAGUGUCUCGUGGGAUGAGUUGUGUCCACCACUGAAGGCACUGGAGGCCAGAGUGUCACUCAUUGUCUCAAACUAUGCGCUUCAUUGGAUCGACGAUAAGAGCCAACUGGUGGCAGUAAUGCACCGGUUAUUGACUGAGCAAGGUGGUCUCAUCGUAGCGCGAAUUCUAGCUAUGCCUCAUUUGAACGCAUUUCUAAUGGACGCCCAAAUGACUGAAUACAAUACACGGGGAAAGACAUUCUCGACGGAACAACAUCUGGAUAUUUGGCGGACAGUAUGUGAGGGAAAGGGGCUUGAGGUUAAGCUGUUAGUGAAAAGCGAUGCAAAGUGGGUGUACGGCAGGCAAGACAUGAUUGAUUUCUGCCCUAUAAUAGCAUCACUUUCUCGCAAAGUUUUUGGCAUAAGUGGUCCGAAACUGGAGUUCAUAACUGGCGUGACGUACGACCGCUACAUCCGUCCCGACGCCCAUCGACUCAAUCCUAACGCUUGGACUCAAUUCCUGGACAACCACUCCAUACAAAAAGUUGUUUUAAAUUUACAUGAAUUGCUCUUAAUUUGUAUUAAACCCUAAUAUAGAAAUGCAAAAUUCAUUUAACAAAAUUAACCUGGUAGAAUUAACUAUAAUUAAUGUUAAAUUUGUUUAAAG
This is a messenger RNA of Oppiella nova, 678 nucleotides long. Lineage: Eukaryota; Metazoa; Arthropoda; Arachnida; Sarcoptiformes; Oppiidae. The record is from the annotation of a GenBank genome assembly.